AACUGCAAAGAUGAUGAUGAAUCCGCAGAUUAUCUUGCUGAAGGAAGGGACCGACUCGUCUCAGGGCAUUCCCCAACUCGUCAGUAACAUCAAUGCCUGCCAGGUUAUUGCUGAGGCUGUCAGGACCACCCUGGGGCCCAGGGGGAUGGACAAACUGAUGGUGGAUGGCAGAGGUAAGGCCACAAUCUCCAACGAUGGAGCCACCAUCCUGAAACUGCUGGAUGUGAUUCACCCAGCAGCCAAGACCCUGGUGGACAUCGCUCGCUCCCAGGAUGCUGAGGUUGGCGACGGCACCACCUCCGUCACUCUCCUGGCUGCUGAGUUCUUGAAGCAGCUAAAGUCAUACGUGGAGGACGGCCUCCACCCCCAGACCAUCAUCAGGGCGUUCCGCACUGCCACCCACCUCGCCGUCCACAAGAUCAAGGAUAUCGCCGUCUCUGUGAAGAAAGACGACAUCCAAGAGCAGAGGCUGAUGCUGGAGAGGUGUGCAGCCACAGCCCUGAACUCCAAGCUAAUUGCUGGUCAGAAGGAGUUCUUUUCCAAAAUGGUGGUGGACGCUGUCAUGUCUCUGGAUGAGCUGAUGUCUCUGAAGAUGAUUGGCAUCAAGAAGGUCCAGGGCGGAGCUCUUGAGGAGUCCCAUUUGGUCUCUGGGGUUGCGUUCAAGAAGACCUUCUCUUACGCCGGGUUCGAGAUGCAGCCUAAACGAUAUGAUAAUCCAAAGAUUGCUCUGCUCAAUGUGGAGCUGGAGCUGAAGGCUGAGAAGGAUAACGCUGAGGUUCGCGUGAACUGUGUGGAGGACUACCAAGCCAUUGUGGACGCAGAGUGGAACAUCCUGUACGACAAACUGGAUAAGAUCCAUAAUUCAGGAGCCAAGGUGGUUUUGUCCAAGUUGCCCAUCGGAGAUGUGGCCACCCAGUACUUCGCUGACAGAGACCUGUUCUGUGCUGGCAGGGUGCAGGAGGAGGAUCUGAAGAGGACCAUGAUGGCCUGCGGCGGCUCCAUCCAGACCACAGUAAGUGCCCUGACAGACAACGUCCUGGGACAGUGUGAACUCUUCGAGGAGCUCCAGGUUGGAGGAGAGAGGUAUAACUUCUUUAAGGGCUGUCCGAAGGCGAGAACUUGCACCAUCAUCCUGAGGGGCGGGGCCGAGCAGUUCACCGAGGAGACGGAGCGAUCUCUGCACGAUGCCAUCAUGAUCGUACGCAGAGCCAUCAAGAAUGACUCCAUCGUCGCGGGUGGAGGAGCCAUCGAGAUGGAGCUGUCCAAGUACCUGCGCGAUUACUCCAGGACCAUCCCUGGCAAACAGCAGCUGCUGAUUGGAGUGUACGCAAAGGCCCUGGAGAUCAUCCCCAGACAGCUGUGCGACAACGCCGGCUUUGACGCCACCAACAUCCUGAACAAGCUGCGUGCCAAGCACGCACAGCCGGGCGGUAUGUGGUACGGCGUAGAUAUCAACAACGAGGACAUCGCAGACAACUUCGCCGCCUUCGUCUGGGAGCCGUCCAUCGUGAGGAUCAAUGCGCUGACGGCGGCGUCCGAGGCCGCCUGCCUCAUCCUGUCGGUGGACGAGACGAUCAAGAACCCACGCAGCAGUAUGGAUGGGCCUCCUGCUGGUGGCAAGGGCCGAGGCCGCGGGAAACCCCAAGCUCACUAAGAGAAGCGAGAACGAAACCCAAUUUUGAACUGGCAUUACAAUCCAAAUGCAGAUAGAGGAUUGUGUCUUCAGCACAGUUUAGGUUACAUUUAGAUUGUUUGAAUGCAUCUCUUUGCGUUUGACCUGCAUGUGGAUUUGAAUCCUAGAUAGAAUUGGGUAAACCGUCAUAGACACGUUGCAAAUGGCAAGUAGAGUGAAACGGUUAAAAGAGGGAAGUGAGAAGUUCAUCUGGCAAUUUCAACACUGAUUCUUUGGACGUGGUGGAAGGUGGCUCAUUGUUUUCUUUGUCGCCUGUAUGUUCUGACUAAAGCUUUCACUGAGUCUGUCUUAACAUGUCAUGCCUUCCAUCUUUCCAUGUGUAGCCAGUUUACUGAGAAAUGGGGUUGAAAUACAAGAAAAAUGGAACUAGUCCCCCUUUGGUUUUGAACUAAACGCACUCCUGUCCUCCCGUGUUUGCUCUUCUCUGACCUGAAGCAGCUGUUGCAUCAUUUCUAAUCUGUUCAUGUGACAAACUGAUGUGUAACAUGGGAAGUAAAGCACUGAUAAAAUGUUGAGCAGUUCUGAACCAUUCAUUGUUUUGGAUGUGUGAAACUAUUGGACCAUUCUUAUCAAUAAAUUCACAGCUGAAAUCA
Pseudoliparis swirei is the source of this 2286-nucleotide messenger RNA. It is a transcript of the gene cct7, whose product is annotated as chaperonin containing TCP1, subunit 7 (eta). The coding region runs from base 11 to 1654 and encodes 547 amino acids. Gene Ontology annotation, cellular component: chaperonin-containing T-complex. Lineage: Eukaryota; Metazoa; Chordata; Actinopteri; Perciformes; Liparidae. Gene Ontology annotation, biological process: protein folding. The record is from RefSeq and is a predicted model, not a curated record. The transcript has 12 exons. Gene Ontology annotation, molecular function: ATP-dependent protein folding chaperone; ATP binding; ATP hydrolysis activity.